Messenger RNA from Brassicogethes aeneus, 2207 nucleotides. NCBI's taxonomy places the organism in Eukaryota, Metazoa, Arthropoda, Insecta, Coleoptera, Nitidulidae. The record is from the annotation of a GenBank genome assembly.
GUUUGUUAUCAUUUCUUGUCACAACCGUACACGGCACAGACGAGCAUUGACCAUAUACCGCCGAAAUGAUGACCUGCUCUUUCGUAGCUCUAAGAUUAUGUGUUACGGAUGUAGGCGUUUAAGUGAGUUGAGUGAAUUAAGUGACUAAGAACAGCAAUUUGAUGAAAUGAGAUCUAGACAGGCUAAGGCCGUUGCAGGAAUGACUUGCGAGGUGCUAAAUCAAACCAAAAUGGCCAAGGCCGUGGAACAAAUGAGGAAGAAAAACAAGAAAAGCGAAGAAAAAAGUAAAGAAGCCCAAACCAACUCGUUCAACAUAACUUCGAUGGGAUGGUCCCAAAAAUGGACGUUCCUCAAAGAAAACAUCACCGUUGAACCGAUGUUGGCCUGUUACAUUAUACCGAGCGUGUUUGCCAACCUGGCGACACAAAACUUAAACCUGGAAAAAGCCUGUAGAGUGAACUUGGCCUACUCGACAGAAAUAUGCGAUGCCUUAAGCGAAAGGAGAACAGCCAACUACACGUUUGAGGAAAGUCAGGUCCAGCAACUUGUUGCAUCGAUGGGUGUCUGGAAAACGAUGCUACAAAGCGCAUUACCGGCCUUCUUAAUCAUGUUUAUAGGCUCUUGGAGCGACAGAUGGGGCAGAAGGAAACCCUGCAUGAUAAUUCCAAUUAUAGGAGAAUUUAUGUCUGUGAUCGGGUUGAUGUUCUGCACGUAUUUCUUCUACGAAUUACCCAUGGAAGUGGCGGGAUUUAUAGAAGGUUUAUUUCCGGCUAUAACGGGUGGUUGGUUUACCAUGUUCAUGGGUGUUUUUAGUUACAUUGCCGAUGUGACGACGGUCGAAAUGAGGACUUUACGAAUAGGCAUUGUAAAUGUCUUUUGUUCUCUUGGCAUUCCGAUUGGUCUUGCAUUAAGUGGAGUUUUGUAUAAAAAAAUUGGUUUUUAUGGUGUUUUCUCGAUUUCUGCGUUUUUGUAUAUCGUUGCUAUUUAUUAUGGUUACACCAAAGUUAUCGAACCGAAAAAAAUCGAUGUGCCGGCUACUUCGGAAAAGUCGUGUGGAUUUAUAAGGGACUUUUUUGAUAUAAAGCAUCUUGUGGAUACGUUUAAAGUUGCUUUUAAGCAAGGAGAAAAUAACAGACGGACCAAAGUAAUACUUUUAAUGCUGGUUGUGAUGGUUGUUAUUGGACCCAUGCACGGUGAAAUGAACGUAACGUAUUUGUUUACGAGGUACCGCUUUAAUUGGGAUGAAGUCGAUUUCAGCAUUUUUUCAACGUAUAGUAUGGUCACAAAUUUAAUAGGCACAUCUAUAUCGGUUGGUAUAUUCAGCCAUCUUUUAAAAAUUGAUGACGCAAUUAUUGGCAUUUACUCUUCGAUGAGUAAAAUUUUGUCGAGUUUUGUCUAUGGUUUUGCCAAAACGUCCUUGGUUUUUUAUUUAGGAGCAAUUGUUGAAAUCCUAAAUGGAACAUCAUUUAUUGCAAUGAGAUCCAUAGCCUCGAAAUUGGUUCCUACUGAUGAGUUGGGUAAAGUAAACUCGUUAUUCGGGGCAUGCGAAGCCUUGAUGCCCCUACUUUAUGGACCCAUGUACAGUGCGACCUACGCGGCAACCAUUAAUUAUAUGCCUGGGGCAUUUUUUAUUCUCGGUGGGAUACUUACUGUGCCAGCGGUCCUUAUAUUUGGUUGGAUGUAUACUCAGCACAAAAAAGACGCAAAAGUACUUAUUCACAAAACUGACGCAGAACUAGGAAAAAACGAGCUGAAAAACUCCAUUGUUAAGGAUAUUGUUUUAACGGCACAGCCAAAGGAAGUUUCUCUAGGAUCCCCAAUUUUAAAAUCUUACAAAUUAACAAAAGAAAAUGGAGUUCUGAAUAAUGCAUUUCAAAUGGAUUCCUAAAAAAUUUUAAAAAACAGUUGUAUUUAUUUUACAUAUCUUAGAUACUUAAGAUUAAUAGAUCGUUUUUAAUUUGCAGUGAUAUUACUAAUUUUCGUGACGACUUUCAUGAAAUAUAUAGCUCUACACGUUUUAUUUUGUAAUUUGACAAAACAUUGCUGCAAAAAAAUAAAUAAUGCCUGUGGUAUUAGUCUUUAUGUGAUAAAAUAUUUUUAAUUAGUUGAUUUUAUAUUAUAUAAGAGUAUUAUUUAAUUAUUAUAAAUAAAUAAACUAAAAAAAACAUUACUGCCCAUAUGAGUUAUUUCAGAUAGAACUAUAAUCC